CUGAAAGUGAGAAGAAAAAUUCUAGUACAAUCCAGUGCGGCAAUAAAAAACAGACCUCAUUGAUUGGUGACUUUGACAAUUGAAGUGAGAAUAUAUGAAUUUUUGAAAACUUCAAUCAAAUGUACUUUAAGAGAUUACAUAGACGUGCCUAUACUGAUAUACCAAGACCCAACUUUGAUGAAUAUCGACGAAAAUCCAAUACCGAUGUGUUAGCUCCGAAAAGUGCCGACGAACGGAAAGCACUGAGAAGUGCCGUCUCUUUUGUUGGUUGCAUUGCCGGAUUGUACAGCUUUAAAGCACACUUAUUGCAUUACGUAUUAUUCUUGAUGCCCUCACGAGAUAUCAUAGCAGAAGCUCAACUGGAAGUAAAAUUGAACGGUAUUCCGAUGGGAAAAGUAUUAAUCGUUAAAUGGCGCGGCAAACCUGUUUUUAUCUAUCAUCGGCCACAAUCGAUCAUCGAGCAAGAGAGAGCAGUGGACCUAUCAGAGCUACGUGAUCCGGAAAAGGAUGACGAUAGAGUGAAAAGAUCGGAAUGGCUGGUAGUAGUGGGUAUCUGCACGCACUUGGGAUGCGUGCCGAUCCCGAAUGCCGGCAUCAUACCGGGCGGCUUUUUUUGUCCAUGUCACGGCUCGCACUUUGAUGCAGCCGGUCGCAUACGAAAAGGUCCGGCGGCGACCAAUAUGGAGAUCCCCGAAUACACAUUCAUAAACGACGACACUGUCAUUAUUGGAUGAGAUGCGUCUUCCAAUCUUUCGAAAUAUAGAUAUUGAAGCAUAUUAAAUAACGAGAUUAUCGAUCGUAUGUACAGAAUCAAGAGGCACGGUAAAUUAUAUGCCUCGCGCCAUAUAAUUUACAUUGCAAUAAAUUUAUAUAUUUUUGCUAGAAUUUCAGAAACAUGAUAAUUAUAUAAACGUAAUUUUAUAUUUCCAAUGUAAUUUUAUACUUCGAUAUGUUAGAAUAAUAGUAAAAUUUCAAUUUUCAAGCAAUGCCCUACAUUAUUAUAAUUAAUUUUUAAAAUAUUAUCUUGCAUCAAUAUACGCUGUAUACGCACCGAGAAAACUGUCCGAUAAAUUGUUUUGAAAAGUAAUAAAUGGAUAUUAAUUUAUGAUUAUUUAGGUCCAAUAUCAAAAAAAAAAAAAAAUUAUU
Monomorium pharaonis (pharaoh ant) is the source of this 1146-nucleotide messenger RNA. Its product is annotated as cytochrome b-c1 complex subunit Rieske, mitochondrial. NCBI's taxonomy places the organism in Eukaryota, Metazoa, Arthropoda, Insecta, Hymenoptera, Formicidae. Gene Ontology annotation, molecular function: quinol-cytochrome-c reductase activity; 2 iron, 2 sulfur cluster binding. The record is from RefSeq and is a predicted model, not a curated record. The transcript is spliced from 4 exons. Gene Ontology annotation, biological process: mitochondrial electron transport, ubiquinol to cytochrome c. The coding region runs from base 120 to 734 and encodes 204 amino acids. Gene Ontology annotation, cellular component: membrane.